AUGAGUCGCAGCCGGUGCAGCAGCUUCAUGGAGACGAUCGAUGACGGCGUCAUUAGCAGCACGAACAGGCUGCUUGAUAUCGCACCCGCACUGCACAUUAUAGUCCCGUACCUGCGUGUCGACGAGAUAUACCGUUUGACGCUCACGAACAAGACAAUCUGCCGAGAAGUUGGUCGAGCAACACACGCGCUCUCGUUUAUUCCAGCUCGGAAGGUGAUUUUCGACGAGAAUUUGAUGAGUCUACCAAUGCAGUUUCCUCAUCUGAAGGAGGUUAACCUUACAGGCUGCUCGAGCCUCACCGAUGAAUCUGUUGAGCAGCUCGCCAACCUGUCUGGACUAACAUCUGUGGCGCUGAAAGGAUGCUACCAGGUGACUGACAAAAGCAUCAAGCUACUCACCGAGUCGCAGUCGAACUCGCUCACGUCGGUCAAUCUCGGAUAUUGCAAAGUCGUGAGUGACGAGGGGAUUACAGCCAUUGCCUCGAAUCUAUCGAAGCUCAACUACCUAAAUCUUCGCGGCUGUAGCCAAGUCGGCGACAACGGAAUUCGUGCUCUUGCUCGGCUCAAGAACCUCCAGACGCUCAAUCUCUGGUAUUGCAACCAAGGAGCUCUCACAGACGGCGGUAUCUCCGCGUUGGCGGAGGUGACGUCGCUUACAAGUCUCAAUUUGUCGAACUGCAGUCAGCUGACGGACGAGGGCAUCAGCUCACUCAGCACGCUUGUGAAACUCCGACACUUGGAGAUUGCAAAUGUUGGAGAAGUCACCGAUCAAGGCUUUUUAGCUCUAGCACCGCUAGUUAACCUCGUCACAUUGGAUGUGGCAGGAUGCUACAAUAUCACCGACGCAGGCACCGAGGUGCUCGUGAAUUUCCCAAAGCUAGCAUCCUGCAAUCUUUGGUACUGCAGCGAGAUCGGCGACGCUACGUUCCAGCACAUGGAGUCUCUGACAAAGAUGCGAUUCUUGAAUUUCAUGAAAUGCGGCAAAGUCACCGAUCGAGGACUGCGGUCCAUCGCGAAGCUCCGCAAUCUGACAUCGUUGGACAUGGUGAGCUGCUUUAACGUUACAGACGAGGGUCUCAACGAGCUGUCGAAGCUAAAUCGACUCAAGUCGCUGUACUUGGGUGGCUGCUCUGGCAUCCGAGACGAAGGCAUCGCAGCGCUGUCUCACUUGAGUUCAUUAGUGAUCUUGGAUCUCUCGAAUUGUCGCCAGGUGGGUAAUAAGGCUUUACUGGGGAUCGAUGACGGGACUGGAGUCUCUGGUGCUGUGGCACAUCAAGUGCCUUGA
Molecule: messenger RNA, 1284 nt
Organism: Phytophthora infestans T30-4
Lineage: Eukaryota; Oomycota; Peronosporomycetes; Peronosporales; Peronosporaceae
Exons: 2
Coding region: 1-1284 (427 amino acids)
Biological process (GO): SCF-dependent proteasomal ubiquitin-dependent protein catabolic process
Cellular component (GO): SCF ubiquitin ligase complex
Molecular function (GO): protein binding
Source: RefSeq, a predicted model, not a curated record